Messenger RNA from Kuraishia capsulata CBS 1993, 1422 nucleotides. RefSeq lists its product as uncharacterized. The coding region runs from base 1 to 1422 and encodes 473 amino acids. The record is from RefSeq and is a predicted model, not a curated record. Gene Ontology annotation, biological process: transmembrane transport. Gene Ontology annotation, molecular function: transmembrane transporter activity. The transcript has a single exon. NCBI's taxonomy places the organism in Eukaryota, Fungi, Ascomycota, Pichiomycetes, Pichiales, Pichiaceae.
AUGGUGCAUUCUCCUUCCACAUCAAUAGCACCUGCUAACCUUUCAGAUCGCGAGAUCAUGACAGAAGGUGUGGCCGAGAAGGAUACAGAGUCGUCGGCACCAGAUAUUCUUGGAGGCGACGAAUUUUAUGAUCGAUUCAGCAGCUCCCGAAAAAACUCCCUGGUGGCCAUUGUGGCACUCGCGUGCUUUCUAAGUCCAUGUACUUCUAUGGCGUAUCUGCCUGCCAUUGACGAGAUCUCCCAGACGUUCCACACGACGCGAAAUAUCAUCAACAUCUCCAACGGAGUUUACUGUGUGGUUAUGGCGAUCUCUCCGUGUAUUAUGUCGCCAAUGGGAGACGUUUAUGGCCGAAGAAUGACGUUUUUGCUAUGCACUGUUGGUUUCACGGUUUCCACGGUGCUUGUUGCGGUUUCGCAAAACCUCGCCAUGUUUUUCGUGUUCAGAUGCUGUUGUGCCCUUUUUGGAACGGCAUUCUUUUCUGUGGGCGGAAACGUGGUUGGUGAUAUAUAUUUGCCUCACCAGCGUGGGAAUGCUAUGGGCUGGAUUCUGUCUGGAUCCCAGGUAGGAUCUGCAUUUUCCCCAGUGAUUGGUGGGAUUAUCAUGACAUAUACCCAUUGGAGAGUUAUAUUUUGGGUUUUGGUGGGCCUUGGAGCGGUCACUUUUGCAGUCUCUCUGUUCUUUCUACCGGAAACUGCUCGCACGACUGUUGCUAAAGAGAUUCGCAAGGAGCAUCCAGGGAAAAGACUUAUUUUCGUUCCAUAUAAUCCGCUGCGCGUCGUUUUGGCACUGCGAUACCCGAAUCUGUUACUUAUUGGAAUUGUGAGCAUGUCGCUUGUCUAUAAUAUGUACACGCUGCUCACGCCUAUUCGGGCAGUCAUUGACCCUAGGUUCCAUCUUACAACCCCGGUGUACGGUGCCCUCUUCUAUCUCGCUCCUGGAAUGGGAUACUUUUUGGGAACGUUUGCGGGAGGUCGUUGGGCUGACAGGUAUGUCAAGAAGUAUGCCAAAAUAAGAGGAGUUCGCAUUCCUGAAGAUCGACUGCGGUCAACGUAUUUUGCAUACGGCUUUGUGAUUCCCGCUGGAAUGCUGGUUUACGGAUGGUCGCUUGAAAAAGAAAAAGGUGGAAUGGCAUUGCCCAUCAUAGCUCUGUUUUUCAGUGGAUUUUCGCAAACCAUCGUCUUCCCAAGUGUCAAUGCCUACUGCGUCGACUCGCUUCCCGAGCUCAAAGGCGAUGCCGUCGCGUCCAACUACUUCAUUCGGUAUAUCGGAGGUGGGGUCGGCACAGCGACUUGUGUAUACCAGAUUGAUUCCAUUGGCAUUGGCUGGAGCUCUACUAUCAGCGCGUUUGUGCUUUGGGGAGGAUUUGCUGCGUGUUGUGUGCUGAUCCGGUACGGCGAGAAACUGAAGAAACCCAUGUUCUGA